Messenger RNA from Cetraspora pellucida, 545 nucleotides. The record is from the annotation of a GenBank genome assembly. NCBI's taxonomy places the organism in Eukaryota, Fungi, Glomeromycota, Glomeromycetes, Diversisporales, Gigasporaceae.
UCGUAUACAUUUCAAAAUUAAUCAACGAGCACCAAAAUCAUGAACUUGACCAAGCACGUUAUAACUUUCAGGAAAAUGUAGCAUUCACAAAGGAGAUGAUAGAGGAUGUUAAAUUUUUUGUAACUAAGAUGAAUUGUAACCCCCAGCAAAUUCGUAAAGCUCUUGAGGAGAAAUACUAUGUAAAAGUCUAUAUGCUAGUGCUACAGCAAGUAAUUCAACGGUUUCGUCCAAAAUCACGUGACCAGGCAAAUGAUGCCAGCAAAUUGUAUGAGGAAUUGUUAAACAAGAAAGAAGCUGAUUCCCGAUGGUAUGUUCAAGUAGAUUGGGACCCUAGUAGUAAAUGUCUUCCAACAAAUAGUGCUACUCCACAGGUUAUUUUUACAGACACGGACCCUGCCUUACUCUCUGCAAUACGUGAUGAGUUUCCAACUACAAACUCUCUUCAUUGCAUGUUUCACAUUGCUCAAAAUAUUCCUCUCAACUUAAAAAACCAUUUUAAAGACAAUUAUGAUGAGUUUAUUAAAGAUUUCUUCGAAGUACAACGA